Messenger RNA from Symbiodinium pilosum, 213 nucleotides. Lineage: Eukaryota; Dinophyceae; Suessiales; Symbiodiniaceae. The record is from the annotation of a GenBank genome assembly.
AUGGGGGAGCUUCAGCUGCCACCCGAGCUCCUCUCUCGCCUCCAAGCAGAGGAAGUUACCGAGCCCCAGGAACUCACAGGCGUCUCAGAGCAGGAAUUGUCUGCCUUGACCGAUGGCCUCAAGAUCGGGCCUAAGGGCCGUUUCAUGAAAGCGGUGCAAAGGAUGAAGGCGAUGGAAGCAGCAGAGCUGCGGAGUACCGCCUCCUUGGACUGA